Molecule: messenger RNA, 918 nt
Organism: Penicillium verhagenii
Lineage: Eukaryota; Fungi; Ascomycota; Eurotiomycetes; Eurotiales; Aspergillaceae
Exons: 2
Coding region: 1-918 (305 amino acids)
Source: RefSeq, a predicted model, not a curated record
AUGGUGCCAAAAACCAUGAAAGCCGCCCUCUGCACAGAGCCCGGCGCCCCAAUCGUCAUCGCCCAAAUCCCAACCCCAACCCCAUCACCCCGCCACCUCCUCGUCCGCGUCGAAGCAGCAACCCUCUGCCACAGCGACAUAGCCAUAACCGAAAGCGGCGGCUUCGGGCUCGCCACCUUCCCCCUAGUCAUCGGCCACGAAGCCGUCUGCACAGUGGAAGAACUAGGAUCCAGCGCCGCAGCAUACGGCUUCAAAGCCGGUGACCGGGUCGGCGCGCCGCUCUGGCGCGACAUAUGCCUCACAUGCGACGAAUGCACGCGCAUCGGGCCCCAGUUCUGUCCCAACGCGAACAUGAUGGGGCUCAGCGCUCCUGGAUACUUUUGCGAGUACACGCUCGUCGAUGCCGCUUGCGCGGUCAAGAUACCGUCCGGCAAGACGGUGCAAGCGGCGGAGCUGUCGCCGCUGUUUUGCGCGGGGAUUACGGUGUGGGAUGCUAUUUCGAGGGCGGAGCUGAAGGCCGGGGAGACGGUUGCUGUUGUUGGGGUUGGGGGGUUGGGGGAGAUGGCGGUUAAAUAUGUGCGGGCGAUGCGGGUGGGGGGUCAUGAUGAUGGGGGGAUGGGGAAGGUUCUUGCGUUGGAUGUGUGUGAGGGGCAGUUGAGGGGGGUUUUGGAGGCGGGCUUGGUGGAUGGGGUGGUUAAUACGGGGACUGUUGGGGGGGUGGAGGCUGAGGCUGAGGCUGUUAGGAGGUUGAAUGGGGGGAGGCUUGUGGAUGUUGCGGUUGUUACCUCGGGGGCGUUGAGGGCGUAUGAGACUGGGAUUGGGAUCUUGAGGCCUGAGGGCCGGUUGAUUGCUGUUGGGGUGCCGGUGGAGAAUGUUUCGUUGCCGAUGAUUUCGAUUGUGAAUCGGGCUUUGAAGUGA